GAAUAAACUCAUCUUGUCCGUCCUCCUCUACGAACUGCCACUCUGCGCUCACGGACGCACCAAUUGAGCUUCCUCACCCCUCGCCCUCCCGACGACCAAAAUUACAAUAUAUACGCCCGCCAUGCUGCGCACAUCGGCCACCAACCUGCUGCGCAAGAGCCUUGUGCGCAGCACUCCCGCCCUGGCCUCGCGAGCUGCCUCGACUCACGCCAUCUCCAACCCAACCCUCGCCAACAUCGAGAAGCGAUGGGAGGGCAUGCCCCUCCAGGAGCAGGCCGAGCUCUGGAUGGCUCUGCGUGACCGCAUGCAGUCCAACUGGACCGAGUUGACCCUCCAGGAGAAGAAAGCUGCUUACUGGAUUGCUUUCGGCCCUCACGGUCCCCGUGCUGAGGACCCCCCUGGAACCAAUGCCCGCGUCGCCUGGGGUAUCUUCAUUGGUAUUGCUGCCAGUGUCGGUCUCUUUGGCCUGGUCCGCCUUGCCGCCAAGCCUGCUCCUUACACCAUGACCCAGGAGUACCAGGAGGAGACCAACGAGUUCCUCAAGAACCAAAAAUCCGAUCCCUUCACUGGUAUCACCUCUCCUGGUUACGCCGGCAAGGGUAUGGUCCAGUCUCCUCCCAAGGGCAACUAAAUUCAAUACACAACGUCGUUUCUUUUGUGCUAGAAGCUUGGGUGACUCUACGGAGACGUAUUGGUGUGUAAAACAGCCUCUGGUGUGCGCGGGCAUGACUAGGGGUUUCGAGGUCGCUCCAGAGAAAUUAAGUCCUCCUGGUGUAAAUACUGUACUAAAACAACGGAACCCGAGUCGCGUCAUCUGUUUGAUUGAAUUCGUCCGCAUGCCUGUCCUUGUGGGAGCACACGCAGAGAUGUGUUGCCUAACCAGCCUU
Messenger RNA from Fusarium graminearum PH-1, 887 nucleotides. RefSeq names its product cytochrome c oxidase polypeptide V. Gene Ontology annotation, biological process: mitochondrial electron transport, cytochrome c to oxygen. The transcript has 3 exons. Lineage: Eukaryota; Fungi; Ascomycota; Sordariomycetes; Hypocreales; Nectriaceae. The coding region runs from base 122 to 631 and encodes 169 amino acids. The record is from RefSeq and is a predicted model, not a curated record.